This is a messenger RNA of Stylophora pistillata, 765 nucleotides long. RefSeq lists its product as uncharacterized. Lineage: Eukaryota; Metazoa; Cnidaria; Anthozoa; Scleractinia; Pocilloporidae. The record is from RefSeq and is a predicted model, not a curated record. Gene Ontology annotation, cellular component: membrane. Gene Ontology annotation, molecular function: growth factor activity.
UUUAUUAGUAACCUGUCUCAUAUUCCGAACGGCAUCGAAGUGCAUUCGAGUAGUGAGUGGCAGUUAACGAGAAGAUCCUCAACAGAAGGUUCCUAAAGAGAACAGUUACUAAGAAGAAUCAUGAGAACCACGCUAAUCUGGGUGCUUUUGGUGGCUGUAAUUUUCUGUGAAGGGAGACGAAGUCGUAUAAGCCGAAUUCUCAGCCGCUACAGAAGAAGGAGACCGCCGCCUGCCCCAGUAACAACAAAGGCUGUCCGUACGACUACUCCGACCCCAAAGGCUGACAUCAUACCUGUUGGUAUCAACUCAUUUUAUAAUGUUCCAGCAUUGAGAAAGAUCAACUCAACACAGGCAUUUUAUGAUUAUUUCAAGAAGAUUCCACGCAAUGGAACCCUUCCUGAUGGUCGUAUUCCCGGCAGACAUUCAACUGCAGUUAAUACUGAUGGAUCAGUGUGGGCUUGUAAAGUUCGACCAACCCUGGUUAGCCUUCCAGUUCCACAGUUUGGGGUACAAAUAUUUCCUCCUUGUGCAUUGCUAAAUCGUUGCACAGGUUGCUGCUUAGCAAGGGAUCUAGUGACCUGCAAGCCUCGCGAAAAAAAGAUGACAGCAGUAGAACAUUACACCAUCUAUAUGCCAACUGGAAACCCUUGGGAUAUUUCUUAUGUUCUUGGUUCUACAUUGAUGGAAGAGCAUGUUAAGUGUGGCUGUGAGUGUAUUAAGACAGCUGAAUCUUGUGAUCCAAAGAAACAUGAGUGGGAUGAAUAA